GGGGCGAUUUUGGUAAUUAUUUGUGGUGGAUUGGCCCAGUUGGUGAUAAGUUCCCCGUUGGUAGCACUGUUUAAAAGUCGCUUGGCGGGAUCGUAGUGUGCUGUGAUGGUGUUUUGGUAAACAGUCAAAAAUGUGAUAUUUUGUGAUUUUCCUCGUUUCCUGUCUGUGUUUUCAACUUAAAACAUGUCGACAACGCAAAGCGACAUUCCCUCGUCGGACAUAAUCGCCAGUUUGAUGAAAGACCCCGUCAAAAAAGCCCAACUCUUGCAGUUACUUGUCCAGGAGAAAAGUGGCUUCGAAGCCUACAAACGCCAGGAAGAAACGAAAAAAACGCCUCUAAAAAAUGUCAAACGAAGGGUUCAUUGUGAAAGCCCUACGGCCGUGCUGCGUAGGAGGAUGCUCGAGCAGAAAGACCAAGACUCGACCUCCGAUUCUUCGGAUUUGAGUGAGACAGCUAAUGAGGUUAAGGGCCCCAAACUGCCCUUUGGCGAGCUGUUGAAAGGGGUGAGGGCUUUCGUGGACGUUAAUAGGGAUGGGGUUGACAAGUCUGAAGGCAUCAAAGCUGUGAUGAAGCUGAUGGGGGCCACGAUCAGGGAGCAGUUCACGAGGGACGUCACGCAUGUUAUUUUUAAAGACGGUUCUUUUACAACCUUCGAAAAAGCCAGACUUAUGAAAAUCCAUCUAGUUUCUGUUUUAUGGCUCGACGCUGUUCGUAGGAACAGCGCUCGAGUCCCUGAAAAAAAUUAUCCCGCUUUUGGAAGUAGAGUAAACGAUGCUAAUGUCUCAAUUAUGUGUUCGCAAUUGCAAAAAGACUAUGAAGACAUAAUCAAAGACGAGAAACGUCGCACUUGGUCUUCGUUACCUAAACCAAAACAAUCCACUGAACAAAACAGACGUCGUACGAUGCUUCCUCAGACUCAAACCUCAAUGAGCAGUUAUGCCACUGCUCAAAAUAAACCAUUGUCAGAUAGUAGCGAUAGCGAAGUUGCUUCGAUUUUAAAUAGUGAACAAGCGAAAUCGCCCGAAUUGACUUCGGACGAUUCAGAAUGUGGUAUAAUCGAUGGUUGUAGCAGCAAACGCUCUAAAGACCAAACAGAUAUUUUACAAAGUUCUUCGUUUCUGUCGGAAUCCACCGAUUCCACUUCUUUACUCAGCCGAAUUACUACACGAAAACUAAGAAAAACGAGUGUUGUCUCUGAUAUGGACAUAACUCCAAACCUUGAUGAACGAAGUCGACGAUCGAGUUCUUUGAGAGUCUCUUCAGAGACUGAUAAAACCAAAAGUGGUCUCAGAGAUUCAAAAUCUUCAGAAAUUAAUAAAAGACGGAAACAGGGAAAUACAAGUGUUCCUUCUGUACAAUCGAGUACUAUGUCGUCUUUGAGGAUCUCCUCAGGGACUGAUAAAACUAAAAGUGGUCUCGAAGAUUCAAAAUCUUCAGAAACUAAUAAAUCACAGAAACAAGGAAGUGUUUCUUCUGUACAGUCGAGUAUUAUGUCCUCUUUGAAGAUCUCCUCAGGGACUGAUAAAACUAAAAGUGGUCUUGGUGAUUCGAUCAGUGGCAAGGAGAAUUGUUCUGUUAUGUUGGAAAGAACGUCUCUGACUGACAAACCUGAAGAAGGGCGAAGUGUCGGAAAAAGAAGAGCGUUCAAAAGUUUGGAAGAAAGGAGCAAUACUAGUUCCACCACUGAUUCCGGAAAGACACCAAAGAAGAAGAAACCAUCAGGACCAAGUCCCAGUUUUACUCGAAUAACUAAGCGGAAGUCUAAAGUUGAAUCAUCAGAGUCUGAUUUUGAAACUAAACGUGGUAAAACUAAGAAGAAUAGUUCGCUAGAUUCGGGUGCAGAGUCAGAUGUGGAAAGUUCCAUUAGAAGUGAAACGUCCAGGAGGAGUCGUCGCUCAGUUUCUGUGGCUUUAUUUACUGACACCCCACCUGACAGAAACAGAGCUGCUUCUGUUAGUAGGGCUCAAAGUGUUAGAAGUACUAGUACUAGAAAUAUUAGGAGCCGAUCUAAAUCACCCAGUGAGAGUGAAGCGGUUCAAAAUCCCACUCCGGCGAAGAAAACUCGCAAGUUGUACAAUCCUGACGAUGUCAACGUUUCGGUAUUUUUAACGCCUGUAAACGAAAAAGAACAAGAGGGUCACAGGAGGCUAAAACCGCAGGUUACUCCAAAGGAUUUAUUUGUUAAUCCCAACAACAUCAAUAUUCGGAUUGGGCCAAGUGGGAAAAAAGCACCAAAACAGCAAAAGAAAAUUGAAACUCCCCCAAGUGAUGACGAAAAUGGGUCACUGUUGGAUUUGUUAAAUACUAGUGAACGCAGGCGAUCGCAACGUUUGACUUUGUCGCAGACCAAACCAAAAUACGUUUUUACUUCUGACGAAAGUCAAUCGACUAGUAGUCUUCCUAUUACUCCGAUCAAAAGGCGGAGUACUAUGGAUUUUGUCCCGAUUUCGCAAACACAGAAACGUAAAUUGAAGCUAGAUCCAAAGAGGAAGACUAGCAUUGUUUGUACUAAAUUCCACUCGAGUGAAGUGGUCCAAUUUGAAAGUAUAGUCAAUACUUUGGGACGAUUUUUUGUUGAGGAUGUUGUGACUAGUAGGACUACUCAUCUGGUCGCGGGUGAGGCUAAAAGGACGAUUAAUAUGCUGAAGGCUAUUGCUAGGGGGUGCUGGAUUUUAAAACACGAAUGGUUGUUGAAAUCGCACGAGCAGGGGACGUGGUUGAAUGAAGAAGAUUACGAAUUGACUGAAUAUUCACCUGCUGUUCAGAUGUGUCGGUUGCAAAGAGAAGCUUUCGGUCCUUCUUACACCAUGGAUAUUUUUAAAGAUUGUGGUUGUAUUUAUUUGGGACAGUCCACAUCACCCAAAGCUUCAGAUUUGAAGGCUUUGAUUACUAUUUGUCAAGGGAAAGUGACGGCGGUGCUUAAGAACGCGUCUAUUGUCGUUGGAGAGUAUAUUGAAGGUGACGAUCUGACUUGUGUGACGGAAGUUUGGGUCUUGGAUUCGAUCCAUGUGAAUAAACUAAAGUCGGUUAAAAAUUAUUUGAUUAAAGCUCCCAACGAGACUAGUCCGGCUUUUUAGGAACCUUUAUUCUACAUUAAAAUAUUGACCAGUCUUGGUCUGUUUGUUAUUUUAUCUUUUAUACCCACUUAUUGUUAUUUUUGCAUAAUCUGAAAUAAAUAUAUUUCAACUAA
Molecule: messenger RNA, 3191 nt
Organism: Tribolium castaneum (red flour beetle)
Lineage: Eukaryota; Metazoa; Arthropoda; Insecta; Coleoptera; Tenebrionidae
Gene: MCPH1
Product: Microcephalin
Exons: 5
Coding region: 184-3078 (964 amino acids)
Biological process (GO): mitotic cell cycle
Source: RefSeq, a predicted model, not a curated record